Molecule: messenger RNA, 756 nt
Organism: Chaetomium globosum CBS 148.51
Lineage: Eukaryota; Fungi; Ascomycota; Sordariomycetes; Sordariales; Chaetomiaceae
Exons: 3
Coding region: 1-756 (251 amino acids)
Biological process (GO): protein homooligomerization
Molecular function (GO): protein binding
Source: RefSeq, a predicted model, not a curated record
AUGCAGCCUCCUACAGGCAUCGACCUGCUUACCAACCCCAAGCUCACCGCAACCAACGCGCCAAUCCAUCUCCAAGUUGGCGAACGCCGUUUUACCACCACCCGCUCCACCCUCACCGAAGAAAGCGACUUUUUCGCGGCGCUGCUCUCCGGGCGCUGGGACAACGCGCUCGCAGACGGCUCCCAUUUCAUUGACGCCGACCCCGCCCUGUUCGAGCACAUCUUGGCCUACCUCCGCCGCGGCGUCUUCCCGCUCUUCUUCGACGCGGCAAAAGGCCACGACCACCACCGCUACCUCUCGCUCCUCGAAGAAGCGCGCUACUUUCGGAUCCCCCGUCUCGAAGCCUGGCUCAGCGAGAAGCGUUACCUGAAGGCGGUGCAGGUCUCGGUUACGGCAAAGGAAUACGACGAAAACAAUCAUGAGUGGAUGGAAACGACGGGCUCCGCCGACACGACGCUGGAGUACCACCCGCACUGGACGGUCCAGAAAGUGCACCUCUGCCCUAGGGGGUUUAAUAGCCACCGAGGAAAUGCUGAUCUCUGUCAGCGUUAUCGCUGCCGGAACCUAGAUGAUGGAAAACCCCGCUUUGUUGAAGAGCCGUGCAUGCGCGUGCUCGAGGUUAGGAGGGAGGUUGUUUUUAAUCCGGAUGUCUGCGUGGCGCGGGAAGAGGAGGAGCUUAACCGGACACAGGAGGCACUAGCGACUCAGGGCGAACGUGCAUACAGCAACCAGUCCUCUCCCUUCGCCCUGUUUUGA